GGAGCCCGGACGACCCAGAGCUGGUCUCUCGCCUGGUGGAAGAAUCAAAUAUAGUGAUCUGCAGUCUCGCUUCCUUUGCUGCGCCCCAUAAUAUCAUGUCGACCGCCGUAAAAAAUGUUAUUGCUGCGUGUGAAAGUCAAAAUCGGGAGAAUCUUCGGUUCAUCAUGUUUGGCGUAUAUGGUAUCGACGAGAAUGGAGAUUUACCCACACAUAUCGCGCAGUCAGUCCUGGGGUACCUAUCACCGUCUAAAUAUGGUCCAGCCAUGGAAGACCACAAGAGAUGUCUGGCGUUAUUGAAGAGUAGUACGUUGAACUAUACUGUAUUCCAGACCGCUGUGAUGGUUGACAGACCUUUCGGAAGCCCGUACAUGACGGGUGAAACGCCCGAGGAUGUCCCUGGAAUGCGCCUUUGGUCGAAGAUUGGUAUCUUGGAUGCAGCGGAUUGUGUGCUUAAUCGUGUCGACAAAAACGAUAUGAAAGAGUUAUACAUGGCCUAUGCAGCAUAAGCUGGCAAUCAAAGUGAUCAAAGAUCAAUUCCUACGCACCCAUGCUUCCAUGAGACAAAUAAAUAUAUAUGUACAUAAAGAAUUACAAUACGAUCGAUGUAUGUGAUAGGAUUUUGGGCUCAAACAG
Molecule: messenger RNA, 633 nt
Organism: Sphaeroforma arctica JP610
Lineage: Eukaryota; Ichthyosporea; Ichthyophonida
Exons: 1
Coding region: 96-506 (136 amino acids)
Source: RefSeq, a predicted model, not a curated record